UGUAUCGUGGUCAUAUCGUCGUCUCCUGCAUUUCUUCCCAUUUAUCAAUUCCCAAUAACUAAUAGAUACAGAGAGAGAGAGAGAGAGAGAGAGAUAAAAAGAAAGAGAGAGAGAGGGCAGUGCAGAGUUGGGUUCUCUGGCCUAGAUCUGUUGAAACUUGGGAGUGAGUGAGAGAGACACUCCAGAUUAAAAAAAUAUGAUAAAAUAGAAGAGAUGAUAGAUAGUGAGAGAAAGAGAGAGAAAUAUGAUAACUACUAUACUGUUACUAUACUCAGUCACUGGCUCACCAUUUGUUCAAGUUAAAAAAUUAUCUCCCAAAAAUCAAAAAAUUUGACUGAAUUAUGCUUCAUGGAUCCGCUUUUUCCGCUCCCUCACCAUCAGAGCAUUCCUCAGCCUUUUUGAGCUUUCCUUUUCCUAUUACCUCAAAUCCCCCGCUCUCUCUCUCUCUCUCUCUCUCUCUCUCGCUUUUUUUUUUCUCUCUCUCUCUCUGAGUGGGCUAAACUAAAGACUUCUCAGACUGUUUAACACUAUUACAGCUACUUCUGUCAUUUUCAUUCUGAUUCUUCCGUCGCUGCAAGCUUUUCUUCCCUCAUCUCUACUUGUCUCCUUGAUUAGAAAGCUAGACCAAAAGGAAAACUCUCUGUCUCUCUCUGUCUCUCUCUAGCCAGAUAAUGGGCAAAGAGUGGUUGUACCGGGGUGGUGGUAGUGGUAGAUCCACAAAGGGAGGAAGAUUAGGAGGAGGAGGAGGAGAGAGAGAGACAGCGUCUGGGUCUGGAUGCAUGAGUGCUGUUUUUCAACUCUUUGAUUUCCAUCAGUUUCAGUUUGCAUUGCACCAACAAGUACCCCCUUUUAAGCCUGACGUUGACUCUUUUCUUCCUGAAGAACCCACUCUCCUCAAAGGGGUAGAGGCACCAAGGAACAGCUUGGAGAUGGAUCAGGAUGAGCAUUUCAGGGAAGCUGCUUCAUUUCCAUCAACAAUGAAAGAGGAAGAAACUUUAAAUAUUCCAAUGGGUAUUCAAAUCAAAACAAGUGUAGUUGGAUCAAAAGUUGGAACUCCAAAGGCAAGAACAGAUGAUUUAUCUUCAGAAACUAGUAGCUCUCCAGGAGCCAAGACCCCAAAUCUAGUGGCCAGACUAAUGGGUCUUGAUCUUCUUCCUGAUAGCUGCUCUCCCUCAUCAUCUUCCUCAAAUCACUCAACAUCAAAGUUACAUCCACUUCCACAUCCUCAACUUCAAAAUCUAAAACAAGAAAUCCGGCAUCAUCGACAUCUGAGUCAAAGCCGGUCAACAGGCAACAAAAGUUUCUUUGACACCGAUGUCAUCGGUAGUCGUUCAUUGCCAGAAACUCCAAGAAUUUCAUCAGCCAGAAGGUCAGAUGUGGACCACCGGCUUUCCCUUCAAAUAAGCAAAGAAAAUAUUGUUGGAGGCGAAGAAUUCGAAUUCUCAGGCUAUUUAGCGACCAAGAUGGGUCGAAGAAGAGAAAUUAGGCAAGAAGACGAUAGCAAAAGUCCAGGCCACUACGCAAGGCAGAUUGCCAAACAAGUUAAAGAAAGUGUUAGCAGGAGAGUUGGUAUGGAGAUAACCAACACAAUCAGAAACAGAGAGCAAGGAAGAAGAGACGAUCAAGUUGUUUUACUCAAAGCAAAGAAACCAUCCAAGGGUUUAGUUUUAAUUGGUGAUGAGUCGAGCCCGAGUAAACAUCAACAAUCAACAACACCUUCUUGUUCGCCGAGGGUCAGGUUCUUGGAAGUCAAGAACAAGAAUCAUCAGCUUGUUCAGUCUCCAAAAUUGUCAGCUUCACACUUGUCAUCAUCGGUCGAUAAUACUCAAACUCAACUAAAAUCGGGUAAAGUUUCUUCGAAGCCGCCCAAGCCUCAAGCACCAAUGCAAGAGCAAAAACAGCAGCAGCAGCAGCUGAAUUCGAGCCAGAAAUGCAAGAAAAUUGAAAGCGAGCGUUACGGUUCGCGUCUCAAAAAGCCUCCGCUGACUUCUGAUGUGUUUCGGAACAAGCAGGAGGAGCUGUUUGUUCGAUCAUCUGCAACAAAUAGAGUGAACCACUCGGAGAAGAAAUGCAAGAAAACGCCAUUGUCAAGUGAGCUACUCAACAUCAAUGUCCCAAGUUCACUUUUUCCAGUCAAGAAAGAUACUUCAUCUUCAACAACAAAAUUGCCUCAAAAACAGGGACAGGUAUCAGAUGCUGUUUCAUCGAAAAGCGGCACACAGUUAUCUAGUUGUUGGAGCCAACCGUACAUCAAGCACAAGCACAAGCAGAAGCAGCAACAACAACCGUCUCAUCCGCAAACUCUGACCGUCCAAAAUAGCUACUUCUACUACCACACCACCACUAACGCUGGAGGUACUGCUGCUGGUGGUGGUGCCCAAUUUCAGUACAUCACACAAAUACUAAAAUGUAGUGGCAUCCACUUGAAUACCCCUCUCUCCUCCUUCACCCCUUACUGCUACUCUCCUUCUCACCCCCUCCACCCUUCAAUCUUCCACCACCUUGAACUCUCCUUCCUCACCGCCACAGCCACCGCCACCACCACAGCCACCGCCAUCGAAGACUCACAACAACAGCAAGAACUGAGCCAUCGCUGCAACAGAAAGCUGGUAUUCGAGCUAAUCGAUGAACUUCUAGUGCCAAUUUUGAAACCUCACAUAAAUUUGAAGCCGUGGCUAUCUCCAGCAGCUUCUUCAUUUCAAUAUGAUAUGUGCGGAUCACAAUUAAUUGACACGCUGUGCUCGAAAAUUCAAAGUUUUCCUUUGGCGGAUUGCAGAGUCCUGGAAGAUAUUGAUGCGUUGAUCGAUCAAGAUUUGUGUGGAUCGCAACAACUAAGGGGAUUGGUGGAGCUUGAAGAGGAAGGGGAGGAGGUAGUAGCAGAGGUGGAGCGUGAGAUUGUGGAGACGCUGGUGCAUGAAAUGGCUGAGGAAGUAGUGUUUGGGAGGUGGUGAGAUAUGUGUGUGUGUAAAAGAGCGAGAGAGAGAGAGAGAGAGAGAGAGAGAGAGAGAAGAGCAGGAAAUAGUGUGAACAGAGGGAGAGAGAGGGUCCGACGGAGGUCACAUGCGUGGUUCAUGUGAUGAGAUACCAUUCGGUCGGUGGUGUGGAUGUGGGUUUGGGUUUGGACCACUUUUCCCAAGAAUGAUUGGGAACUUUGUAAAGACAGGUUAGAGCCCUACACGUGGGACUUCUGUAAAGAGAAUGGACUCGUUUUUAAUUUUAUUUUACUUUUAAUUUUAAUGAGAUAAGAAGUCUUUGGCCGACAA
This is a messenger RNA of Camellia sinensis, 3263 nucleotides long. RefSeq lists its product as uncharacterized. NCBI's taxonomy places the organism in Eukaryota, Viridiplantae, Streptophyta, Magnoliopsida, Ericales, Theaceae. The record is from RefSeq and is a predicted model, not a curated record.